CAGAGGAAGAAGACCCUCCUCCUGUCACAUGUCCUCCAGACUCAGCUCUUCACUUAUUUCUUGCAGGUUCUUUAGCUUCAGAGUGAAAGAAAGACCCUGAACGCCUCACAGGACACGCGGAGCUCUCUUAGAUCUGCUGCUGUUGUUAUGGCUGGAAGCACCAAGAACAGUGUGCACGAGAUCUUUCACAGCAUGGAGUCCGGACCGGAGGGUGCCUCCAGUACUAACACUGCACAGGCCUGGUUGGACCAUCGCUCUCGUUCUCUGGGUCUCUUCAUCGAUGGGAAGUUAGUGGUUCCAGCAGAUAGACCGAGCCGCUCGCUGACGGACUGUGAAGGUGCUCAGCUGUGCAGUGUAAUGGUUGCAGGUGAUGAAGAUGUCUCAGUUUGUUCUUCCUCCUCUGUGAUCGGCUUUAAAUCCUGGAGCGAGCUGAGCUGCUCCCAGAGAGCCAAAGUGAUGCUCAGGAUGGUGGGGGUGCUCGGGCAGCACGCAGUGUGUGUGUCGGAGGUGUGUGAUGUGUGUGAGGCCGCCUGCCCCCCCGCCUCUCUCAUCAGACUCCUGCAGUUCUACAGCAGCUGGGCUCAGCUCCGAGACGCCCUGAUGCCCAGCUGGACCCCCCGGGGCGUUGUGUUGGUGGUCGGCUCUGACGACUGCUCCCUUCAGCAACUGAUGAUCAAAGUGCUGCCAGCCCUCGCCAUGGGUAACUCAGUGAUCGUGGUGCCAGGUCUUAGCUCCGCCCCUCCUGCGCUCCUAUUGGCUGAGCUGUUCUCCGCGGCUGGACUUCCUGCCGGCGCUCUGAAUGUGUUAACAGGAAGUGACACGUUGUUUGGAGCCAAAGUGGCGGCGAAUCAGAACAUCAGCUACGUCACGUUCAGCGGAAACAAGCAGGAGGGUGUUCUGCUCUGUGAAGCGACGGCAGGUCUCGGCGUCUCUGUCUCCGUCUCCUCGAUCCUCGGAGCUCGAUGUCCAUUCAUCGUCUUCGAGUCGGCCGACAUCGACAGCGCUGUCGACGCCAUCGUCCAGAACGUCUUCACCAAGAGGAGAGAGGUGCACUGGGUGCUGUGUGUGCAGGAAAGCGUUCAGGAGCGUCUGGUGUCUCGACUCAGACUCAGGAUGUCUGGGAUGAAGAGUCUGAGUCUGAGGAGUGAAGAGGAGCGGAGACUGGUGGAGGCUGCAGUUCAGGAGGCAGAGCAGCAGGGGGCCACAUUGGUUCAGUCCUGCUCGCCCCCUUCCUCUGGAGCCCAGUACCCCCCCACGGUGAUCUUAGGCUCCGCCCCCUCCUCCCCCUGCGUGGUCGCCCCCCCGCCCGGACCCCUGCUGCCCCUCCUCACCUUCAGGAGCAACUCUGAGGCCGUGGCGCUGGCAAACCACAGUCCUCACGGUCUGGCGGCCUCCAUCUGGACUGAAGAGCUCACUCUGGCUCUGGAGACAGCGAAGAGUGUGUGUGUGGGCUCGGUGUGUGUGAACUCCGUCUCUCUCUCAGACCCCUCCCUCCCCGUCUCCCCCCACAAAGAGAGCGGCUCCUGUACCGACGGAGGUCAAGAGGGUCUGUACCAGUUCCUUCGUCCCUCCUCCUCUUCCUCCCCCCCUCUCCCCCGCUCCUCCCCCCUCUCGAUGGAUUACUCUCAGUUUGGAUCUGCAGCCCCCCCCACCACCAUCAUCCCUGCAGACUCUGCCAGUACCCCUAAGUCCCUCCCCCAGUUUGUGGGGGGGAAAUCGUGUAAGUCGGUGUCAGGCUGCAGUUUGAAGGUUCAGGCAGCAGAUGGAGCUGUUUUGGCGUUUUGUCCUGACGGAGGACGGAAAGACGUCCGAAACGCCGUGGAGGCUGCAGUCAAAGUCCAGCCAGGCUGGAUGAAAAAGAGUGCGUCUGCACGCGCUCAGUCGCUCUUUUCUCUGGCUAAAGGCCUGGAGGCGAAGAGGCGGGACUUAAGUGCGUCAAUCAACACUCAGACCGGCCUCUCAUUGGACAAGGCCGACGAGGAGGUGGAGCUUAGCAUCGCCAGGCUCAAUGAUUGGGCGGCUUACUGCGACAAACUGCAAGGAGGAACUCCAUCUCUCCCCCUCUCUGGCUCUGCUCUCUCCCUCCCUGAGGCUCUGGGGGUAGUGGGAGUCGUCCUCCCUGAUGAGAACCCUCUCCUCUCUAUGGUCACUCUGCUCGGAGCAGCCAUCUCUUUUGGAAACGCCGUCAUCUUGAUCCCCAGUGAGAAGAAUCCACUGCCUGCCCUGACCUUCAUUCAGGUGCUCCAGGCUUCAGAUCUUCCUGCAGGAUUAGUGAAUAUCAUCACUGGUUAUAAAGAUCAGCUGACGGUCUCUCUGGCCAAUCACAGCGUCAUUAAGGCCAUCUGGUACUGGGGCAGCGCUGAGGGAUGUCAGUUCGUCCAGCACUCCUGCAGCGCUCCUCUGAAAACACUGCUGCUCUCCAUCCAGCAGAAAGGGGGAGAAAGGGGGAGAGACUGGACUCACCCCUCCAUACUGGAGGAGAUGGGGAGGAACGCCGUGCAGUGGAAGAGCAUCUGGAUCCCCACGGCAUGAGGGGGAGAGAUGGGGAGAUAACAGCUGUUAAAGGGGGAGAUAUCUGCUGAUUAAAGGGGGAGAAAGAGGGAGAUAUCUGCUGAUUAAAGGGGGAGAUAUCUGCUGUUUAAGGGGGAGAUAUCUGUUGAUUAAAGGGGGAGAAAGAGGGAGAUAUCUGUUGAUUAAAGAGGGAGAUAUCUGCCGAUUAAAGGGGGAGAUAUCUGCCGAUUAAAGGGGGAGAUAUCUGCCGAUUAAAGGGGGAGAUAUCUGCCGAUUAAAGGGGGAGAUAUCUGCCGAUUAAAGGGGGAGAUAUCUGCCGAUUAAAGGGGGAGAUAUCUGCCGAUUAAAGGGGGAGAUAUCUGCCGAUUAAAGGGGAGAUAUCUGCCGAUUAAAGGGGGAGAUAUUUGCCGAUUAAAGGGGGAGAUAUCUGCCGAUUAAAGGGGGAGAUAUCUGCCGAUUAAAGGGGGAGAUAUCUGCCGAUUAAAGGGGGAGAUAUUUGCCGAUUAAAGGGGGAGAUAUCUGCCGAUUAAAGGGGGAGAUAUCUGCCGAUUAAAGGGGGAGAUAUUUGCCGAUUAAAGGGGGAGAUAUCUGCCGAUUAAAGGGGGAGAUAUCUUUAUAAAUAAAGGAUCAGGUUUAAUUAAAAGAGAAUUGGUACCAAACAAGGAUUGAAUGUCAAAAUGUCUUAGUAUUUGUUUUUAAAUGACCUUUUAUUUCACUGUAUUUCCAUAAUUUCUUUGUGGAAACGAGCUAUUCUUCAGAUCAGAAGUUAGCCAUCUGUGAUACCUGAAGAGAUGUGAGAAAGAGAAACGUCAACCGGACAAAAAUAGAGCAAAAUCAAGUGAGCGAGCAGAAUGAGAAAUAAAGAGAUUAAAUAUAUUAACGGUUUAAAUGUUAAGAUUAAAAUGAAGCACUUAAAACAGACUUACUGAAAACCUCAAAAAACGUACUUUCAUGAAGGCCACAUGUGAUGAAGUUUAUUCCUCUAAUAUGUCAGAAUAAACUACAUUACCUGCGUCCUUUAUAAUGACUAUUCCGUCAAUUAAAUGUAAUAAUACGCUUAUUUUUUUAGUGUGUUUUGCAGUAUUUAGACGACAAUGAAGGAUGAUUCACAGAUAAUGAGUUUGUAGGAGCGAGUCACGGUUAGAUCAGGUGUUUUGGAAGGAAUUGUUGAUCAUAAAUAGCAAAAAACUAGCAAACAUCUAUUGUUAGAGCUAACUCAGUGACCUUAUGUGCCAAAUAUAUAAAGUAUAAGUUGAGAAAACACCACAAUAACAUGGCUAAAGAGAGAGAUGCUAUUCCUGCAGCAUGAACACAGGAGGACUCUACCUCUAUAUGUUGUGUUUCUGUGUUGGUCCCUGAAGGCACCAUCUCCUGGUCAAUGGGAUUUCAGAGGUAGAAUAAAAUGUCUUAUUUUUCUUGAAUACAUUCCUUUUAUAAACCUGAAACCUCGUCUGCCUUACAGGUCUUUCAAUGACUCAGCAAUAAACGAUCAAUGUUGUGACUGAAAUCAAAAUGUACUGUUUGUUUAUUACUGAACAAUAAUCCAAACCUUUAAAGCCAUUAAAAACACAUUCCUUCUGAAA
This is a messenger RNA of Gymnodraco acuticeps, 4094 nucleotides long. RefSeq names its product aldehyde dehydrogenase 16 family, member A1 (gene aldh16a1). The transcript has 17 exons. NCBI's taxonomy places the organism in Eukaryota, Metazoa, Chordata, Actinopteri, Perciformes, Bathydraconidae. Gene Ontology annotation, molecular function: oxidoreductase activity, acting on the aldehyde or oxo group of donors, NAD or NADP as acceptor. The coding region runs from base 148 to 2532 and encodes 794 amino acids. The record is from RefSeq and is a predicted model, not a curated record.